Messenger RNA from Cryptotermes secundus, 3628 nucleotides. RefSeq names its product cytochrome P450 9e2. Lineage: Eukaryota; Metazoa; Arthropoda; Insecta; Blattodea; Kalotermitidae. The transcript is spliced from 8 exons. The record is from RefSeq and is a predicted model, not a curated record. The coding region runs from base 336 to 1919 and encodes 527 amino acids. Gene Ontology annotation, molecular function: oxidoreductase activity, acting on paired donors, with incorporation or reduction of molecular oxygen; heme binding; monooxygenase activity.
AAGGUAGACGUUGAGCGCGUAGGAUCGCUGUUAUUAGUAGAUACUAUGUGCUUUUCCCACGUUCCAGUUGCCAGUUGCCAGUGCCAGCCUACGAAUGUUCUCUCUGCAGACGAAGCAAGUUCGUAGCAUAGACUCGCUCUCAUGCGCUGACGGUGAAGGACACCGGCCAAAAAUAUCGGCAGGGUUAUAGCCUUGUAACCGACGAAAAGAAAGACGUAAUUUGUGAUACAGCGAUAGGGAACAUAGGGAAGGCGUGGUUGCGACGACGUGUGUCGAAGGUAACGAAGGUUCUGAAAAGUUGUUUUGGUCUGAUUUGUGUCUUCCCAGCACACAAGAUGGCUAUUCUGGACUGGACGUGGCUAUGCCUAGUUUGGACCCUACUUGUCCUGGCGGCAGGAGUGGUACUGUACUUCUGGGGUACCAGCACAUACGGCCGGUUCACAAAGCAAAAUAUACCACACCUUAAACCGCUUCCAUUCAUUGGAAGUAUGGCACCAUAUAUGGGGAAGAAGUCCUUAUUUGAACAUUUACUGGAAAGUUACAACCAAUUCAAAGGCCACCAAUUUGGAAUUAUGUUCAUGUUUCGGAGGCCAGUUGUUUACGUGAGAGAUCUGGAACUUAUCAAAACAAUCGCUGUGAAAGAUUUCGAGUACUUCACAGAUCACCAAACAGAUUUUUUUGAAAGCGGAGAGUCGAUAUGGUCGAAACUGCUCUUUAUUCUCAAGGGCCAGCGCUGGAGAGACAUGCGGGCCACAGUAAGUCCUGCUUUCACAUCCAGCAAGAUGAAGACCAUGUUUGUGUUGGUGAAUGAAUGCAGUGAGCAGCUGCUAGACUUCCUGGAACAGAGCUAUCAACAGCCACUAGAAACCGGCUACAAAAUCAAAAGAGAUGGCGAUUUGUUGGUGCUGGAAGUAAAGGAAUUGUAUGCCCGAUACACAAAUGAUGUCAUUGCCACAACAGCAUUUGGGCUUAAAGUUGAUUCCCUAAAACAUCCAACAAAUGAAUUCUAUAUGAUGGGGCAAGAUGCCACCAGUUUUGGUGCAAUCAAAUGGUUAAUCUUCUUGUCAAUACCAAAGGUCAUGAAGUUUUUGGGCAUUAACCUCAUACCAGGGAAGAUCACACAAUUCUUCAAGACAUUGGUACUUGACACAGUUGCCACACGAGAACGAGAAGGCAUCAUCAGACCAGACCUGUUGCACUUGCUGAUCCAGGCUAAGAAGGGAACUCUACAUGAAGAGGACUCUGCAGAGGGUCAGAAGGGUGCCAAGAUAAAAUUAGAUGAUGAAGACAUCAUAGCUCAAUCCCUCCAGUUCUUCUUGGCUGGAUUUGACACAUCUUCCACACUUAUGAGCUUUGUCUCUUAUCUGCUGGCCAUACAUCCAGAUGUACAAACUCGGUUGCAGGAGGAGAUUGACAAAACACUGAAAAAGCAUGAUGGGAAAUUUACGUAUGAGAUGGUCCACAGCAUGAAGUACCUCGACAUGGUCGUGUCAGAAACACUACGCCUGUACCCACCAGCAGCAGCUGUGGGACGAGUUUGUGUUAAAAACUACACACUGAAAUCUGACCCUCCACUGGAAUUGCGUCCUGGAGACGACAUUAUGAUCCCUGUCUAUGGGCUGCAGCAUGACCCCAACUACUUUCCUGACCCUGAGCGCUUUGAUCCGGAACGAUUCAGUGAUGACAAUAAGCACAACAUCAACCCAAUGACAUACAUACCUUUUGGAUUAGGCCCAAGAAGCUGCAUUGGCAACAGAUUUGCUCUCAUGGAAACCAAAUCAUUGUUGGCACACCUGCUGUCACGUUUCAGCGUGAAAGUGAUUUCUAAGACACCAAUUCCUAUCAAAGUAAUACAGAAGGGUUUCAAUGUAACUGCAGAAGGUGGUUUCUGGUUGGGUCUAGAGAAGAGGAUCACUUAAACUGUGUACUAUAUUAUGUUUGUGCAUAGAAAAUGUGUGCUACUUACAUACAACAUAUACUCUAAUAUUUGUAUCAUAAUAUUCGUAAUAGUUUGAACUUAUAUUUUGUAUGUAACACUGAAGGAUGAAGCCAUACAGUGAGAAACAGAAGUAAAGUUCAGGCAGUGAUUAUGAAAUAUUUGAACAGUAUUGAGAGAGAAGAAGAAUAAGAAAGGAAAGAAUUAGAAAUGAAAUUUUUAGAGAAGAAGUUAUAAUUAAGAAUUUAUUAAAAGAUUUGGGAGGGAAACCAUUGGAAUAUUUUGGCCAUGUAAAAAUAAUGCAUGGAACAAGGGUAUUGAGAAGGGUAUUAGAAUUAAAAUUUGAAAGAAUGAAAUGUAUGUAACAAUCCAGAAAGAUGCGGUUUAUUCAAGUACUGAAAACAUCAAUAUGAGGGCUGGGAAAAAAAAAAUUAGAAGGAAAAUUGUGGUAUGUAGGAAAAAUUUGAGACCCUCUGUGUGUAGACUGCUACAAAAUGAAAACAAAUCAAGAACAACAGGAACAGGGGAGGAGAAAAAGAAAUUAUUUAUUACUACAAAAUUGAUGAGAAAAAUAUUUUUUACCAACAGAUAAGUAUAUUUGAGCAAGGUACAUUCCCCAGGAUUCAAGAGCAGAUUGUAAAAUUUCAGUAUGAAGUUAAGAUGUUGUUGAUGCUCUGUGAACUGCAAAGUUAUGUACAGGCCAUGUGUUUAGACAUGGAGAAAUAUGGCAAGAAAUAGUGAGGCAGUGUUUGCAGCUUCAUCAUGGGGGUGAGGAAGGGUGAGACACUGUUAAUCCACAUUCUCUCUGCAUUCUGAGUUAGUGGAAUCACCCAAAUCCAUUGCCCAGUCUCUUGAGAACCACCAGGUCUAAAAACGUGGACAGAACUGUCAGAUGAUAUACAGGAACAUUAUAUGUGUCGAAUGAAGAGAUGGAGAUGAAAUGAUAAAAUUUUUCCAUGUGAUUGUUUAAAGAGUUCAUGAGUCAGAUUACAUUAGUUAAGAUUUUAUUUUAUUAAAGUAUGAUACAACAUAGAAAGCUUGUAUUGUAAUCAACCAAUGUUCAUAUCAAUAUCAUAAAAAUGUUUAUAUAGAAUAAUGCAUCUCAACUAACAUAGAUGCUGACCCAGUGAAGGGAUGACCAAAAAUAUCCCCACACCAGUCAGAAUUGAAUGUAAGGAGUGUACCAAAACAUUAAUACCAACGAUUGUUUUUGGUGUAAUUAAUGUAUGAAUAUAGAGACAUACAACUCAGGGGCCAUGCAGAAAAGUAUUUUUAAAUAGCUUGCAUGUAAGUAUGUAAUCAAGUUGUCAGGCUACUCUCCUUUGGAGAGAAAUCCUGUUGAUGCCCUUAUCAAUUAACACACUGCUUUGCCAAGCUUCCUUGUGGCCUAUGCUAAUGAUCAACAUGAAUUCCAGUACUUCUAUAAAUAGAUUAUGUUCUAUUUUUAAAACAAGACAGCUGACAAUAAGGAAAAUAUAAUAAAUAAUUAAAAAUAUAUAUAUAUUUAUGAAGUUAUGCAAAUGUAUAUAUGAAUAUUACAGGUAUUGUGUUUCAUUGUUUGUUCAAUGACAGUGUACCAGAUGAAAAUGUUAUAGUGCUGAGUAUCUGAAUUAACACUAAAGUUUGUCACUUUACAGAUUACAACAGCACAAUUGUUGAGUUUAUACAAUAUAAUAUGUUUAUUAUAGGUUA